This is a messenger RNA of Trichechus manatus latirostris (Florida manatee), 3568 nucleotides long. RefSeq names its product ADP dependent glucokinase (gene ADPGK). The record is from RefSeq and is a predicted model, not a curated record. Gene Ontology annotation, cellular component: endoplasmic reticulum. Gene Ontology annotation, biological process: glucose metabolic process. NCBI's taxonomy places the organism in Eukaryota, Metazoa, Chordata, Mammalia, Sirenia, Trichechidae. Bases 89 to 1579 code for a protein of 496 amino acids. Gene Ontology annotation, molecular function: ADP-specific glucokinase activity. The transcript is spliced from 7 exons.
CGCAUGUCGACGUCGACGCGCGCAGAGUCCGGAAGAGGCGCGGGCUGGGAAAGGAUCCUUACGAGAACGCUUCAGCGCCGCGGUCCCCAUGGCGCUCUGGCGUGGCUCUGCGUACGCGGGUUUUCUGGCGCUGGCGGUGGGCUGCGUUUUCCUGCUGGAGCCGGAGCUGCCGGCUUCGGCGCUACGCUCUCUGUGGAGCUCGCUGCGGCUGGGGCCCGCGCCCUCGCUCCCGGGACCCGCGUCCCCCGAGGGUCGUCUGGCGGCCGCCUGGGACGCACUCAUUGUGCGGCCGGCCCGGCGCUGGCGCCGUGUGGCCGUGGGAGUCAACACCUGCGUGGAUGUGGUGCUUUCAGGGGUGAAGCUCUUGCAGGCACUGGGCCUGAGUCCUGGCGAUGGGAAGGAUCACGCCAUUCUGCAUUCAAGGAAUGAUCUAGAAGAAGCCUUUGUUCACUUCAUGGGGAAGGGAGCAGCUGCUGAGCGAUUCUUCAGUGAUAAGGCAGCUUUUCAGGACAUUGCCCAGAUUGCUUCAGAGCUCCCAGGAGCCCAGCACUAUGUAGGAGGAAAUGCAGCUUUAAUUGGACAGAAAUUUGCAGCCCACUCAGAUUUAAAGGUUCUUCUUUGUGGUCCUGUUGGUCCAAAGCUGCAUGAACUUCUGGAUGACAAUGUAUUUGUUCCACCAGAAUCAUUGCAGGAAGUGGAUGAGUUCCACCUCAUUUUGGAGUAUCAAGCAGGGGAGGAGUGGGGCCAGUUAAAAGCUCCCCACGCCAACCGAUUCAUCUUCUCCCACGACCUCUCCAACGGGGCCAUGAAUAUGCUGGAGGUGUUUGCGUCUAGCCUGGAGGAGUUUCAGCCAGACCUGGUGGUCCUCUCUGGAUUGCACAUGAUGGAGGGACAAAGCAAGGAGCUUCAGAAGAAGAGACUCUUGGAGGUUGUCACCUCCAUUUCUGACAUCCCCACUGGUGUUCCCGUUCACAUCGAACUGGCCAGUAUGACCAACAGGGAGCUCAUGAACAACAUUGUGCAUCAGGUGUUUCCUGCGGUGACUUCCCUUGGGCUGAACGAACAGGAGCUGUUAUUUCUCAGCCAGUCGGCAUCUGGCCCCCACUCUUCUCUCUCUUCCUGGAGCGGCGUUCCGGAUGUGGGCAUGGUCAGUGACAUCCUCUUUUGGAUCUUGAAAGAACAUGGGAGGAGCCAGAGCAGAGCCUCAGACCUCACCAGGAUCCAUUUCCACACGCUGGUCUACCACAUCCUGGCAACCGUGGAUGGACACUGGGCCAACCAGCUCGCAGCCGUGGCUGCUGGGGCUCGCGUGGCUGGGACACAGGCCUGUGCAACAGAAACCAUAGAUGCCAGCCGAGUGUCUCUGCAGGCACCCCGCGAGUUCACCACCUCCCACUCAGAGGCAGGCUCCAGGAUCGUGUUAAACCCUAACGAGCCAGUAGCAGAGUGGCACAGGGAGGGAAUAUCCUUCCACUUCACACCAGUCUUGGUUUGCAAAGAUCCUGUUCGAACUGUGGGCCUUGGAGAUGCCAUUUCGGCAGAAGGCCUCUUCUAUUCCGAGGUGCACCCUCAUAAGUAGGACCCACGAGGAAGGAGAACUAGCCGACUGUAGAAUUACAGGAAGAAGAUGGUUGAUUGAGGGUGUCAGAACCGUUUCUAGAUCUAAUUGGAAGACAGCCAAAGAAAUAACAGCAGAUUAAACUGUACCAGAUAACAUUCCAGCCUGUUGGCGAUUACACAGAAACAUUCGGUUUUAGUUACUAGUAAGACUGGACUUCUGUGUUUUUUUAUAUUGUCUGUUACAGGGGUGAAAACUUGAUUCCCAAAUCCGCAGUUAUGCAGAGCCAUCAAGUAUUUUGAGGCAAACGUCCAGUCAGAGUAUGUCAGCUGGAGAAAGCCCCCCUCCCUGCCCCUUGAGAAGUGCCCUCUCCUCACCCACAUCCCACUGCCUCUGUAGAGCCUCCUGCGCACUUCUCGUGUUCCUUCUUGCUCAGUGCUCACAGCCAGGAUCAUGCUUUGCAUUCAGUGUUACAGUGGACACAUUCCAUGAGCAUACUUUCUCAGUCUCCUGCUCUCAGCCUUAGGGCAGAGCCACAAAUAGAAGACUGAGCAUCCUCAGGCAGCAGAGGCCGGUGGCGGGGGCUUUUGAGGGAGCCGCUCACUCUGCAGUGGCCUGGACACCUGGCAUGCUGCAGCGUGGCACUGGGUGCUGAUGGGCCAUGCCCUCCUGCCUGACUCUGUUGGCAGUAGGCUGGUGCUCAGAGGCUCCUGUGGCCUGGGCUGUCCCCAUGGCCCAGCUGUAGGCCAGCUUCCUGCAGAAAACUGAUCUCUGUUCAUUCUCACCCUUGAAGGAAUACGCUUUUACAACUGGAAUCUGCUUCUGUGUGUAUAACAGAUUAUGUUAUGUUUUAUGUUUUCGUUGACACACCACAUCCAUUAAAGAGUUCGACCUCAUAAGAGCCUCAGGAUCAUGAAUAAAUUUGUCAUGUUAAUGUAUUUAUUUUUUUUUUUAUAAAUCAAGGAGACUUCUCUGUGCUUUUAAGUAUAUUAAAAAACUAUUUACAUUUCAGGAAUCCUAAGUCUAUUUGCAAUUGAUUUUGUUUCCACCACCACUCUGGAGCAGAUAAAAUAUAAAUCCUUCUGAUGUUGACUUGUGAUUUGUAUGUUACUGUACGCUUGAGGUGUCUUUUUAUCUUGUCUUCCCCAUCCUUGGGUUAGGCUGUUCCUCACACUGCACCUAAGCUGUAGGCCUGCGCUCUGGGCAUUUAGUUGAUCUGGAGCACAGCAGCUUGAAUGAGCAGUGAGCCUUCAGAGUUUGUUCAGAAGGACAGUGUAGACACGGCAGCUGGUGGCAGGCCGCUUGGUUCUGUGGUAGUCAUUUCACACAGGGCCCGAUGUCACUGCUUUUGGAACCCCAAAACUACCCCAGGUUCUUCAUUUAUAACCUCCCUUUCCCGUCAAGGAAAGAUUUGGUUGCCCUUUCUUCAAAGAAAAUUUAAGCCUAGAGAAAUAACGCCGUGUGAAAUUCAAAGCAAACAGCUUAUUAAAAUCUCAGUUGCUACCUCAUCCUUCUCUGCCUCCAAGCUCAAUUAAGAAUUAAACACCAACCUUCUAGCCUUGUUUUUUAUUAUAAAGGCUUACAAGUGAGAAGAGAUUGCUAUUUUCCCAAGAAGAAUUACAGUAACUCAUCAUUUAUGCUCUGAAUCUAUUAGAAGUACUGAAGUGUUCUCCAUGUGACCUUUUUUUUCUGGUCUGUCUGUAAGGUGUGUCUACUCAGCCCCUGCCUUGAGGGUAUAGUCUCAACAAGUUCUCCAGUUAUUCACUGGUGAUUUAAUGAAGAUUAGCUCAGGAAGCUACAUACCUUAGAGCAGUCUUAAACCAUUGUUAGCUGCCUCCUUAUGUACAACAGACUGAAACAUGGCCAGGUAACAUGCCUCCUUAUGUACAACAGACUGAAACAUGGCCAGGUAACCUUAUGUACAACUGAAUGCAGCAUCAGGUCCUGUAUCAUCACAAUCACCAGCGUGUUUGAGUCCCAUCAUUGCAGUUACUGUGCCAAUCCAUCUCA